Molecule: messenger RNA, 822 nt
Organism: Anoplopoma fimbria (sablefish)
Lineage: Eukaryota; Metazoa; Chordata; Actinopteri; Perciformes; Anoplopomatidae
Gene: acer1
Product: alkaline ceramidase 1
Exons: 6
Coding region: 22-822 (266 amino acids)
Biological process (GO): ceramide metabolic process
Cellular component (GO): membrane
Molecular function (GO): hydrolase activity, acting on carbon-nitrogen (but not peptide) bonds, in linear amides
Source: RefSeq, a predicted model, not a curated record
GGUGUCUACUCCAGUGAAAAGAUGGCAGGAGUUUUCUCCUAUCAGAGUUCAGAAAUCGACUGGUGUGAAGACAACUACAAACACUCUGAACAUGUAGUGGAGUACUUCAACACUAUGAGCAGCUUUUUUUUCUUCAUCAUAUCUCCCAUCAUGCUCUACCUUCUGCACCCUUACGCCAAAGAGAGAAACUUGGCGAUUCACAUGGUCUGGACCAUGAUGAUAUUUGUCGGGAUCUUCUCUGCGUACUUCCACAUGACACUUAGUUUUGUUGGACAGAUGUUGGACGAGCUGUCUAUCCUGUGGGUGUUGGCGCUGGGAUAUGCUGUCUGGUUCCCCCGCAGACUCUUCCCUUUUUUUAUAAAGGACAGGUCCACAUUUUCAAGCCUCGUCCUGGUGGUCACUGUCAUCUCCACAUUGUCAUCAUUCGUCAAACCUACAGCCAAUGCCUAUGUGUUAAACUGCUUUGGCCUCCAUUUGCUUUACGUUGUGGUUGUCGAGAUGAGAUGCUGCAAUGACCAGAAGGCUCUGCGACUGGGAAAGCUGUCGGUGGCUCUGUGGGUGCUUGCCAUCUCCUGCUGGAUUAGUGACCGUUUUGGCUGCAGUUUCUGGCAAAGGAUAAACUUCUGCUACCUGCACGGUAUCUGGCAUAUUCUGAUUGUGAUAGCUGUGGCCUAUGCCAGCACCCUGAUUGCUUACCUGGAUGCCAACUAUGAGAUACCGUACUCUCUGCCUGGACUGCAGUACUGGCCCUGUGAUAAAUGGGCUGUUGGAUUACCUCACAUUGUCCUGAAGGGCACAUCCAAAACACAGAAACGGUGCUAA